Molecule: messenger RNA, 656 nt
Organism: Nicotiana attenuata
Lineage: Eukaryota; Viridiplantae; Streptophyta; Magnoliopsida; Solanales; Solanaceae
Exons: 2
Coding region: 9-551 (180 amino acids)
Source: RefSeq, a predicted model, not a curated record
UGUGAACGAUGGAUAAUCAUGGCGUUGAAGCUUCGAGUCCUCUCGCCACAGUCGAAGAUAUUCAAAAACGUUUAACUCGUCCUCCGCCGCUUACCUCUCCACAACCUCCGUCCUCUGCCAUCACAUCUCAUCUGUUCGAAUUACAGCAGCAGAAUUCAUCUAAUGUGGAUACAUCUAAAUUGCAGAAAAGGAGAAAACUAACUGAGAAAUUGAGAGCUAACGUUAAGGUAACGAAUCAGAAGUUAGAAGAUUACUUCGAUCUGGCUCUCCUCUCUUCAAUUCGUGCGAAAAUGAACAACGCUAUGAAGAAAAAAGUUACAAUGUCGAUGAAAGUGAAGAGCGAAUUCGAGGAAUUUGUGGUGUGGCCUGCUGGAGAAGAUGAUUUGGAGGUGUUUUCAGAAAGUAGUAGAAGAACAGAUGAUGAAGCAAUCGUUGAUCUCAAAAACGACGACGACAAUUCGUUCGGGAAUAACGGUGAAGAAAUCCAGGUGGAUUGCGUGGAUCCGUUUCAACAGUUUGAAUCAACAGCGCUCAUUCGGUUCAAGAGAUGAAACAAAAAGGGGUAACUGCGUUAGAGUAGUUUCAAGGUGGCGCCAAAAAGUGGCUCUUUUUCGUAAACAUUAAACAUUAGAAUAGCAAAUGUGAAAAAAUAUUAC